This is a messenger RNA of Hibiscus syriacus, 3851 nucleotides long. RefSeq names its product LRR receptor-like serine/threonine-protein kinase GSO1. Gene Ontology annotation, biological process: protein phosphorylation. The transcript has 2 exons. The record is from RefSeq and is a predicted model, not a curated record. Lineage: Eukaryota; Viridiplantae; Streptophyta; Magnoliopsida; Malvales; Malvaceae. Bases 1 to 3774 code for a protein of 1257 amino acids. Gene Ontology annotation, molecular function: receptor serine/threonine kinase binding; ATP binding; protein kinase activity.
AUGGACGCCAUGAAAAAGGGUUUCUUCUUCCUACUGAGUACUCUUCUGUUGUUUUUAGCUUCUGUUGUAUGUCAAAACCAGGAGUUGCCGCUUUUGCUGGAGAUUAAGAGGUCGUUUGUUGAAGACCCUCAGGGUGUUCUGCACGACUGGUCCUCCUAUGGUGAUUCCAAUUUCUGUGGUUGGACUGGUGUCACUUGUGGGUUUAGCUCCUCCGUGAACUCAGCCCAUGUUGUGAGUUUGAACCUUUCCGGGUUUGGACUCGGUGGCUCGAUAUCAGCCUCGCUUGGUGAGUUGAAGAAUCUACGACACCUUGAUCUUUCCUCUAACCGACUUACGGGCCCCAUUCCAACCACCCUCUCUAACCUUUCCUCUAUGGAAUCUUUGCUUCUGUAUUCAAACAAGCUCUCUGGACCCAUCCCACCUCAGCUGGGUUCACUCUCCAGCCUCCGAGUCAUGCGAGUUGGUGACAAUGAGCUCACUGGCCCCAUUCCGUCGUCAUUCGGAGAACUUGUCAACUUGGUCACCCUCGGCUUGGCUUCAUGCCGUCUCACAGGCUCAAUUCCCCCCGAGCUGGGUCAACUCGCCGGACUUGAGGACUUGAUUCUGCAGGAUAACCAACUCAACGGCCAUAUUCCACCUCAGCUUGGGAACUGUUCAAGCCUCAACGUCUUCACUGCAGCUUUCAACAACCUUAAUGGAUCCAUCCCACCAGAAUUGGGACGUCUCAAGAACCUUCAAACUCUCAAUCUGAUAAACAACUCUCUUUCAGGGAAUAUACCAAGCCAACUCGGUGAAUUGAGCGAACUCGAUUAUCUCAGUUUAAUGGGGAACCAUCUCGAGGGUGCAAUACCAAAGUCAUUAGCGAACUUGGGCAAUCUUCAGACUCUUGAUUUAUCGUUAAACAAGCUCACAGGAGGCAUUCCCGAAGAAUUAGGCCAGUUGAGUCUGCUGGUGUACUUGGUUCUAUCAAACAACAAUAUUUCGGGUACAAUACCAAGAAAUAUAUGCUCCAACACUAGCCAUUUGGAGCAUCUGAUCCUUUCGGAUGUUCAUCUUUUCGGUGAAAUCCCAGUGGAAUUGAGAGAUUGUACAUCUUUGAAGCAGCUUGAUUUGUCCAACAACACGCUUAAUGGAUCAAUACCAGUUGAGCUUUAUGAGCUGUAUGAACUGACCGAUCUCUAUCUCCACAACAACAGCCUGGUUGGUUCCAUUUCUCCAUUCAUAGCAAACCUCACCAACUUGCAAACACUUGCUCUGUUUCACAAUGAUUUAGAAGGCAAACUUCCUGGAGAAAUAGGAAUGCUGGGUGCACUUGAAAUCUUAUAUCUGUAUGAAAAUCGAUUGAGUGGACACAUCCCUUGGGAGAUCGGUAAUUGUUCGAGCUUGAAAAUGGUGGACUUCUUUGGUAAUUGUUUUACCGGGGAGAUCCCGGUUACUUUUGGUAGGCUGAAGGAGCUGCAGCUGCUUCAUCUGAGGCAGAAUGAGCUUGUGGGAGAAAUUCCAGCCACAUUGGGUAACUGCCAUCACCUUACUAUCCUGGACAUUGCAGACAAUCAACUAUCUGGUGUCAUUCCCACUAGUUUCGGGUUACUUCGAGCCCUGGAGCAGUUCAUGCUUUACAACAAUUCACUUGAAGGUAAUCUCCCAGCCUCAUUGAUCAAUUUAGCCAACCUGACAAGAAUCAAUCUCUCCAAAAACAAAAUGAAUGGGAGCAUUGCUCCAUUAUGUGGUUCACGUUCUUUCCUUUCAUUUGAUGUAACUAACAAUGCAUUUGAUGGUGAAAUUCCUGAGGAGCUUGGGAAUUCACCUACUCUUGAUAGACUAAGAUUAGGGAGAAACAGAUUCACCGGAAGAAUCCCAGUAUCGUUGGGCAUGAUUCGUGAACUGUCGCUACUAGACCUCUCAGGUAAUUUGCUCACUGGACCUAUACCGGAUGAGCUCAAGCUGUGCAGGAAAUUGAGUCAUGUUGAUUUAAACGACAACUCGCUUUCUGGACUGAUACCACCAUGGCUGGGUGAUUUGCCUCAACUUGGAGAGCUUAGGCUCUCCUCCAAUCAUUUUUUCGGGGCUCUCCCUCAACAGCUUUUCAAUUCUUCCAAGCUUCUGGUACUGCACCUUGAAGGCAACUCGAUCAAUGGAACUCUCCCUGGUGAAAUCGGUAAUUUGUCGUCUCUUAAUAUACUCAACCUCAAUGGAAACCGACUUUCUGGGCCCAUUCCUAAAACCAUAGGCAAGCUAAGCAAUCUAUAUGAGCUGCAGCUCUCAAGGAAUGGUUUCAAUGGUGAUAUACCAACUGAGGUUGGGCAACUCAAGAAUCUCCAAAGCAUUCUAGACCUCAGUUGCAACAACCUCACCGGAAAUAUACCACCUUCUAUCGGAUUGCUAUCCAAGCUUGAAGCCCUUGAUCUUUCUCACAAUCAACUCAUAGGAGAAGUCCCCCCUCAAAUUGGUGACAUGAGCAGCUUGGGGAAGCUUAAUCUCUCCAACAACAAUCUCCAAGGAAAAUUAAGCAAACAACUGUCGCACUGGCCGGCUGAAGCAUUUGAAGGGAACUUGGAUCUUUGUGGAAGCCCUCUUGAUGGUUGUGACAACCUUGGAUCCAGCAAGCAGCGAUCACUAAGUGAAACAUCUGUGGUGGUGAUAUCAGCGAUUUCGACUUUAGCUGCAAUUGCGCUGCUUGUGCUGGUAGUAAUCAUCUUCUUGAAACAAAGGAGAGAAUAUUUCAAGAGAGGCAAUGAAGUGAAAUGCACCUACUCUUCUUCCAGUUCUUCCCAAGCAAGGAGAAGGCUACUCUUCCAUCACGGGGCUACUAAGCAAGACUACAAAUGGGAAGACAUCAUGCAAGCCACGAAAAAUCUAAGCAACGAGUUUUUCAUUGGCUCUGGAGGGUCUGGAACAGUCUACAAAGGCGAAUUUCGAGACGGAGAAACUGUGGCCGUCAAAAAGAUCCUGUGGAAGGAAGAUCUCCUACUGGAUAGAAGUUUCACAAGAGAGAUCAGGACACUUGGGAGGAUAAGGCACAGACAUUUGGUGAAGUUGAUGGGGUAUUGUAUAAACAGAGUAGCUGGCUUCAAUCUCCUGAUCUACGAGUACAUGGAGAAUGGAAGUGUGUGGGAUUGGUUGCAUAAGCAGCCGGUAAAUAUCAAGAAGAAGAGCCUUGAUUGGGAGGCUAGGAUAAGGAUUGCGGUCGGAUUAGCACAAGGAGUCGAGUACCUCCAUCAUGACUGUGUGCCGAAGAUUGUUCAUAGGGACAUCAAAUCAAGCAAUGUGUUGCUAGAUUCCAACAUGGAAGCACAUUUGGGAGAUUUUGGGCUAGCAAAAUCGGUCGUGGAGAAUUAUGACUCCAUCUCCGACCUGGAGUCAAACUCAUUGUUUGCAGGGUCUUAUGGUUAUAUUGCACCAGAGUACGCUUAUAUGCUCAAGGCAACCGAGAAGACCGACGUUUACAGUAUGGGAAUCGUGUUAAUGGAGAUUGUAAGUGGCAAAAUGCCAACUGAUAACCUUUUCGGUGUAGAUAUGGACAUGGUGAGAUGGGUGGAGAUGCGUAUCCAAAUGCAAGGUUCAGAUCGUGGGGAGCUGAUAGAUCCUACACUGAAACCGCUCUUACCUUGUGAGGAGUCUGCAGCAUAUCAGGUGCUUGAAAUAGCACUGCAGUGCACGAGAACGAUAACGCAGGAGAGGCCGUCUGCCCGUCAAGCCAGUGAUCUCCUCAUUAAUGUAUUGAACAACAGGAAGGUGGUUACUGAAAAGGUGAAUAUGGAACCCUACAAAUGACCUAGUUUCAAAUCAAAAUCAUCUCAUAUUGUGGGAACUUGCAUUUAAACACAUUAUUAUUCUGUAAGUUAUGCAAA